CACGUCCACUCCGUCAAAAGCCCCUCUUCUUCUUCCUCCUCCCCUUCUUCUCUUUCCCCCAAAUCCCCACCCAAAAACCCCCCCAGCGCCAAUUUCUCUCAUGGACUCGGUGCCGCCGGCCGGAGUUGGCGGCGCGGUGGGGCCCGGCUACCCGGAGUCCACCGAGUCGUCCCCCCGCAGCCGCGGCGGCGAUUCGUGGGACGAGUUCCCGUCCUCGGCCGCGGCGGCGGCCGCGGCGGCCGGGGCAGGGCGGCUGCGCCUCAUGUGCAGCUUCGGCGGCCGAAUCGUGCCGCGCCCCACGGACAAGUCGCUGUGCUACCUGGGCGGGGAGACCCGGAUCGUGGCCGUCGAGCGGAACGCCACGCUGGCGGAUGUCCACGCGCGGCUCUCGCGCUCGCUCCUCGCCGGACAGCCGUUCACCCUCAAGUACCAGCUCCCCAACGAGGACCUCGACUCGCUCAUCUCGGUCUCCACCGACGAGGACCUCGACAACCUGGUUGAUGAGUACGACCGCAUCGCUGCUACCUCCUCCGGCGGCGGCUCCUCCCGCACGUCCCGGAUCCGCCUCUUCCUCUUCCCGGCCAAGCCGGAGUCCUCCUCCUCCCUCGGCUCCCUCCUCGACGACUCCUCCAAGUCCGAGUCCUGGUUUGUCGACGCCCUCAACAGCGCCAUCUCCGGCUCUCUCGAUGGCAUCCCGCGCGGGAUCUCCACUGACUCCGCCUCAGUCAACUGCCUCCUCGGCCUCGAGGACGACUCCUCCACGCACUCCCGCGGCGGCCCGCCUAACUCUGCCCCCGCGGAGGAGCAGCGCGCCAACCAGCAGAAGCUCGCGGCGGCGGCGGCCGUGGCUGCGGCGAGGCACCCGCACGAUGUGCAGUCCGUGCCGGACUCGCCGAUGAUUGACAAGAACUCCUCGUUCGGAUCGACGUCGUCUGCGCCGUCGCUGUCGAAUCUACCGCCGAUACGGGUGCGGCCCGAGGACCGGCCGCCGGAUAGCCGAGUCGCCGCACCUAUCCCCGUAGAGGAUCACUUCGCCCAGAUGGGGAUCUCCGAUCAUCCAGUUCCACCUGUGGGGGCGUACAUGCAACCGCCGCCACAGGUACCGAUCCCCAACAUGGCAGUCCCCAGCAUCUCGCCGUCGGACGCAUCCAGCCGAGUGUUCUCUGACGAUGACAAGUCCGAUCACGGUGGUGGAGCUCGGAAGCCGCAGCCACCCAAACAGGAGGUUCCACCUGUCGCCGACCCCACCAACAGAGCCAUGUAUUACAACGAUAGAUCGCCUCCUGCUGAAUUGAAGCGUGAGAUGCCGGUUGGAACCGAUGCUGCCAGCUAUCGUGUGCCUGUGCCAACCCAAGAUGCUGCUGCCGCUGCUGCUGCUGUGGCCGCAGCUGCCCCACAACCCCCAGCUGGGUAUGUGUAUGCCCAGAUGCAUGCGCCGCCUCCUCCACAGCAGCAGCACCCACCACAGCAGCAACAACAGCCAGUUCCACAGCAAUAUGUCACGCCGCAAAAUCAGCAUUUCAUUCACAAUCCAGCCACUGGAACGUUCAUCCCAAUCCAAUCCUAUUAUCACCAUCCUGUUCCUCAGCAAGCACCGCAACCACCCAUACCGCAGCCCGUGCCACAGCCACAACAAUCAGCUGCUUUCGAUCCAAAUACUGGCAUGUAUUACAUUCCUAUGCGCCCUAAUGCGCCUCAGGCAUAUAGCAUGCCUCCCGGUGCCACUGCAGUGCCGCCUCCCACCCUUGUUGACACUACGCCAAAACCAACUGUACCGAUUCCUCAGAUGGGUGUAAAGCAGCCUGAACUGCAGCAACCUGGGUUGUACCGGACUACCGCUGCCCCUGCCCCUGUACCAGCGUCUAACGCUGCUCCUGCAUAUGCCGGGAUGGGCUACCACCAUGUUAUUCAAUCCCACCAUCAUCCAGCGCCUCAGCCUGCAGCGACUAUGGCAGGCAAUUUUGGAUAUGAGUACGGUGAUCCUACACGGGCACAGGUCUUCUACUCACAGGCAGCACCACCGCCAACGUUGCCACCACAAUAUCAGCCCAUGGGCUCUCCUGAUGCUGGGCAGGCUGACUUGAAACAGGCCCGGGCUUCAUAGCUCAAGGAUUGGUGAACUCUGGUAUGUUGAGAAUCCUAGAAGUGUAGUUAUCCUGUCGUUACUUAUCACUAUUGUUAUUACAUGUUACAUGAGUCAGUUGGCAAGCAGUGGGUGGAUGUUAUUAGGCAGCUGUGCAUUUGGGAUCAAAAUAAGAUGAAAUGGGAUGGUGGUUCUUGUGUUGGUGAAACUGAGGGUGUUUGUGAUUGGUCCUGGAGAUGCCAAUCGCCAAUGCUGGAGCUAGUGGCAGAGAGUGGCUUCCAAUUCCAAUUGCCGUCUUCUUUUUUUCUUUAAAUAAAUAUAUAGUGUCUAAAGAACUUGGUAAAAAUUCUGAAUCAAGAACUCAUCAUUUGUGUAGCCCUCUGUAUAUUUGAACCUGGAAGUUAUUAUUGAGGUUGAAUUGUCAGGAAACAAUGUCAUUACUUUGCUUGUAGAAACUUCAUUUGAGUUAAAAUAUCAUAUAUAUACAUCGGUCCUGUCCUUGUAUUUU
This is a messenger RNA of Oryza brachyantha (malo sina), 2591 nucleotides long. Its product is annotated as leucine-rich repeat extensin-like protein 2. NCBI's taxonomy places the organism in Eukaryota, Viridiplantae, Streptophyta, Magnoliopsida, Poales, Poaceae. The coding region runs from base 101 to 2104 and encodes 667 amino acids. Gene Ontology annotation, molecular function: protein binding. The transcript has 2 exons. The record is from RefSeq and is a predicted model, not a curated record.